Drosophila eugracilis is the source of this 1725-nucleotide messenger RNA. Its product is annotated as dynein regulatory complex subunit 2. Bases 47 to 1657 code for a protein of 536 amino acids. The transcript has 5 exons. The record is from RefSeq and is a predicted model, not a curated record. Lineage: Eukaryota; Metazoa; Arthropoda; Insecta; Diptera; Drosophilidae. Gene Ontology annotation, biological process: regulation of cilium movement; cilium-dependent cell motility; axonemal dynein complex assembly. Gene Ontology annotation, cellular component: axoneme; axonemal dynein complex.
UGAUAAGCAGAUUUUUGGCUGUAAAAGGCAGUAAAAAAACAGAAUCAUGGGUAAAAAGGGUAAAGGAAAAGGCAAUAAAUUGGCCAAAAUGUCCGAAGAGGAGCGUGCCCGGUAUUUGCAAAUGAGGGCCGACAUGGAAGAGGAGACGAGACGCCGGAAGAUGCAGCUUAUUUCCAUGUACAUGAAGAACAAACUUAAAAGGGAGGAUGCUUUUGGCCGCUUGAACAUGGCCAAAAUCAACCAGGAGUGGCGCAGCAUUUUGCGUCAGGUGAAAAUCCAAGAGUUGCGACGCGAAAUUGUCGACGUGGAGUCCUUCUUUCAGGAGGCUUUGAAGCGCAAGGACCAGGUGAUCCAUCGCCUCAUUGCUCACAUUGAAUCCACUGAGGAUAUGUACGCCAAUCUGCAGCAAUCGCAUAUGGAAAACAUUACAAAAAUCGUUGACACCCAUAAGGAUCGGAUUGAGUUCUUCCGAAGGAUCUACGAGGACGACAAGCAAGCUGUGCUAAGCCAAUGGGAACAGGACUCCUCCGGUUUUAAAGAAAUGCAUGCCCAAAAGCAGCAGCAACUCGAGUGCGUUUUUUAUCAGUUGGAGGAAAGCACCGAUGGCGGAAUUAGGGACAACCACGAACGCUUCCUUGAUCGCUGCGAGGACCUAAAAAGUGGGAUGCAACUGCAGCUGGAGCAGAUCACCUCCAGAGGUGAAGCUCGACUGGAGAAGCUGUGGCAGGAGUACCAGUCGGUUCUGGCUGGCUAUUGUCAGCACAUAGAAGGCUUUUACGCGGAGUACGUGGAUCUUAAGCAACGCGAUGAAGAGGCAGCACUCCAGAUAAGCCAGCAGACCCACGAAAUCGAGAACCUUGUGGACCAAUUGGCCAAUUUGCGUUUGGUCUCCGAGGAGUUUUACAUUAAGCAGCAGGGACAGCUGGAGCAGAGGCAAGCCAUCAAACAGCAGUUGACUGAACGCUUAAGGGAGCUGCGCACUUGUGUUGAGCAGGAGGUGGCCAGGGAUCACCAGGCAUUUAAGCUGAUGUCUGUGGAGAGUUACAAUGCCUUGGAGUCACUCCAAGAGACUGCUAAUAAGGGCGAGACCUUGGUUCAACUCUCUGCGGUCUGUGCCAAGAUGGAAACCCAACGGGAGAGGAUGUUCCAGCUGCCUGAAAUAUCCCGCGAGGUUGUAGAGAUACGCGAGGUAGAGAAUCAAGAUAAUGGAGUUUUCUCUGAUCCAGGCACAGAUCUUCUUAAGGAUGAGGUUGCCGUUGUCCCACAAAUGGAGACCUUCUGGCGGCGGGUCAACAACGUCGCUGUGGACGUGGCCUGCCUGAAGCAGCAGAAGCGUCGCCUGGAGGCAGAGAACAGCCAGCUGAAGGCACAGUUGCAGGAUUACCUGGUCAAUCUGAACAUUGCCCAUGGCUCCAAUAGUCACAUCCACAAUUAUCUGGCCCGGCGGCCCAAGAGCAUGUCCGUGGAUAGGGUGGCGCGCCUGCAGCUUCAACCCAAGCAGGUGAAAAGUGCCCUGCCCACUGGUCGUCGACCACCACCGCCCAACACUCCGCCCACUUUCCAUUUUCACCCGGGAAGAAAUCGUGCGCCGGCCUUUGAUGCUAAUUUCUCCAAUGCGGUGCGGUCAAGGACUCUGGUUAGAGGAAGGAUGGACUAGGCCUUAGAAGUUAAAUUAAAUAAAAUUAAAUAUUUAAGAUUGACUUGGGUUAAAUUUAAAUCAAUAUU